UAGCCAGGGGUCUCCCUCGAUUGCCUCCACCAGAUCCCGAGCUCAAGUUUUCCUCCACCUCAGUAUCGUCUCGAGUCUCGAGCAGAGCACCCCAGCGAUUCCCCCCAAAAAUUUCGCCUACAAACUUGUACUUUCUUUCCGCGAGAUUUUAUCAUCCUGAUUAUCAUCAUCUGACACCCCUGGAGGGCCGAUCGGUGAAGUUCAAUCGAGUGAUCAUUUGUGUGAGUGACGACAGCGGAAAAAAAACUGUGAAGUGAAAACAAUCGAGAAAAAAAUGAUGGAGACAGCCAAGAUGGAGCCGCUGACUCCCCCCCACACCCCCCCCUCGGGGCACCACACACACGUGGGCUCGCCCCCCCGUUGGAUCCGUCAAAUGCCACCCCACGGGCCACCCCCUCAUCCGAGUUAUCACGCAGCGAUAUUCGAUCACUGGUUACGCGGUGCAGCGGUGAUGGCAGCCCGUGGCUACUGUCCCCAAACACCACCCCAUCAUCAUCAGGCACCUCUUCACCCGGGCCUGGCAAUCCCACCGCCAGCGAGUUUUCUCACUAGACGACUGCCCGGUCAACGACCGAAAAAACAAUUCAUCUGUAAAUUCUGCAAUCGUCAGUUUACGAAGAGCUAUAAUCUUCUUAUUCACGAGCGAACCCAUACGGAUGAGAGACCGUACUCCUGCGACAUCUGUGGAAAGGCGUUCAGGAGGCAGGAUCAUCUCCGAGAUCAUCGGUACAUCCACAGUAAGGAGAAGCCCUUCAAGUGCACGGAGUGCGGCAAAGGUUUCUGCCAGAGUAGAACCCUCCAGGUCCACAAAGCCCUCCACCUGGAGCAAUCCCCGCACAAGUGUCCCGUGUGCUCCAAGAGUUUCAACCAACGCAGUAACCUGAAGACACACCUCCUGACCCACACCGACGUGCCCCAGGACCUGCGCGUGGAGCCCCACGACUCCAUGAUCCACCAGCAGACAUACGUCACCCCGACGCCACCCCCAAAAUUGGGCUUCAGCAUAGAAGACAUCAUGAGACGUUAAGAAGACGAUCCGCCAGGGUCUCGAGAGGAUCCAGGGGUCAGCCCGGUGAUAAGGAGUCCAUCUCCUCUGUACAUAGCCAACUAAUAUAUCCAAUCACUCCUAAUUUAUUGAACCCCAGAAUCAAUCUCCCCGUCAUCUCGUGUCCGCUAUUUGUCUCAAGAGGAAAAACAAUUUUUCGACCGAAAAGUGUCAAGCAAUUUGAAUUGCUAACCAAACCCGAUAGUCAUCGGGCGAGAACUGCGCAUGUCCAAGGCGACACCAGAUGGCCUAUCUCCGUUAAAAUUAGGAUUUUUCAAUCAGAUAACCUAAAAGAGAAGAAACUAACCUUUUUCCCGUCUUUUGUUCCUCAAUUUUUUCCCCUCCCCAGUGAACUGUAAAUAGCCCCUGGUCACCUUGGACCACCCAUACUGUACAUACCCCACACCUCGUCCAUUUUCCAUCUUAUCAAAACCUUUUAGCCUCCUCUCCUGCGUUACCAUUAAUUUAAAAGGGUGUAAAUAAUAGGUAUACAACGCCACCUCUGGAUGUACCUUAUCUUUUUGAUGUACAUCGUGUUUAAAACUUAUUGAUGUGAGUGUAUAACCUUAAAAAAAUGUUUAAAAAAAAUCAUGGACUUGAGUACCUACUUUGAGAAGUUACCAAAUCUCUCCAGAAAUGUGUGAUUGAUUCGACGAAAAUUUACCCCGCGUAUUAUUAAUUAUCAUAGAUACCAAAAAUGUUAGUUUAUGGGAGGAUAUCCUCACCCUAGUCUGUAUUAAAGAUUUAUAG
Messenger RNA from Diachasma alloeum, 1795 nucleotides. It is a transcript of the gene odd, whose product is annotated as protein odd-skipped. NCBI's taxonomy places the organism in Eukaryota, Metazoa, Arthropoda, Insecta, Hymenoptera, Braconidae. The transcript is spliced from 2 exons. Gene Ontology annotation, biological process: embryonic hindgut morphogenesis; regulation of transcription by RNA polymerase II; embryo development. Bases 275 to 1027 code for a protein of 250 amino acids. Gene Ontology annotation, molecular function: DNA-binding transcription factor activity, RNA polymerase II-specific; RNA polymerase II transcription regulatory region sequence-specific DNA binding. Gene Ontology annotation, cellular component: nucleus. The record is from RefSeq and is a predicted model, not a curated record.